Molecule: messenger RNA, 1448 nt
Organism: Brassica rapa (field mustard)
Lineage: Eukaryota; Viridiplantae; Streptophyta; Magnoliopsida; Brassicales; Brassicaceae
Source: RefSeq, a predicted model, not a curated record
CAAGCCUUUUUCCUUCUAUAGACAUCUAAAAAGCUAAUGCCAUUUCCCUACAACUUCUCUUUCUAUAACCCUCUUCCCAAACAAUAUAACAACCACAUUAGAUGCAGACAGCUACUAACCAAAAAUAAACACACACAAUAGAAGAAACAAAAACCAAAGAAAACUCCAUGGACAUCACAAGAAACAACAUCACCAAGCUCCAUCUUCAAACACAGUCUCUAUUUCCUCCUAAUAUGGAGAGAACUUUAGAUGUUGAGCCAAGAAUGGGCACAAACCCAUUUGCAGAAGAUUUCAUCAAAUCACUGCCAAUUUCAUCAAACCAAAGCAGUAACAGCAGCAGCAGUGAGAUGGUAAAUGAAAGAAGACAGAGUUUCUCAACACAAAAGAGCAUUGGAGAAGGAAGAAGCAGUGGACAGAGAAGAGUGAUGCUAAUGGAGUCUCCUUGCACUCCAGGCAGAGGAGUCUUCAGCUUCAGUAGCAGCCUCUCUGGUAGAAGAAGAAGAAACUUCCCUUCUAAAUGGGAUGAUGCCGAGAAAUGGGUCACCUCCAGUCAUGAAUCUCCGGCACAUUCCCUCAAGAACCAUCACAUCCUUAAAGAUAAGUUAGCCAGCGAAGUGCCAUCAACAGAAGGGUUUAUAUUCAGAGAUCUCGAGGAAGAAGAAGAAGAAGCUCAAGUCCAACACAGAGACAUGGGAACAGAGAUGACACCGGUCGGAAGCGUAACGACUUCAAGAUGUCACACGCCCUUCGAAAGCACGUCUCCAGCGAGACACAACACACCUUCGAACAUGUCAGGUCCGUUAACAGAAACCAAAAACGUUAUAGACAUCUCCGAGUUCGCCAACAAGCUACGACUCAGCGGGUCAGCAGCGACUCAGUAUUAUAACUCAGUGACGAGUCACUGGAACUCGAGGGAAGAGGAGGAAGAAGAGAUAUCCAAGAGCUUAAGACAUUCCGACAUGGAAAGUGAGUUACAGAGAAGUGUUUCAGUAACUGUAUGGGAUGAUGAAGACGACAAGAUCAAGUUUUGUCAAAGAUAUCAAAGAGAAGAAGCCAAGAUCAAAGCAUGGGUGAAUCUCCAAGAUGCUAAAGCGGAAGCUCAGUCCAGGAAACUCGAGGUGAAAAUACAAAAGAUGAGAUCAAAUUUUGAGGAGAAAAUGAUGAAGAGAAUGGAUACAGUGCACAGGAGGGCAGAGGACUGGAGAGCUACGGCGAGGCAGCAACAUGCUGAGCAAUUGAAGAGAGCAGCUGAGACGGCGAGGAAGCUGAGUAACCGCCGUGGCUAUUUGGUUGCCGGCCGUAGCUCAUGUGGUUGUCUUCCCUGUAAUAAUAGUGGUUCUUGUCACUAACUUGGUAAAAUAAAAGUAAGAUAUAAAUGGAUAACAAGGAUAAGAAAAUUACUGCUUUAUGUGUUUGGAUUAAUCAAUUUUUAUGUUAUUUUACUGCUU